Messenger RNA from Manihot esculenta (cassava), 1092 nucleotides. Its product is annotated as probable protein ABIL5. Bases 16 to 933 code for a protein of 305 amino acids. The transcript has 7 exons. The record is from RefSeq and is a predicted model, not a curated record. NCBI's taxonomy places the organism in Eukaryota, Viridiplantae, Streptophyta, Magnoliopsida, Malpighiales, Euphorbiaceae.
AAGAAUCUCUACUUAAUGGUUUUUGGAUGUUUCGUUCCCUCGCUUCUUCAUUUUGUUGUAUCACGAGGCUCUACUCUUCUUUCUGUCUCUCUGUUUCUAUACACAGACAAGACAACACUCAAUCUAUCCACAGUUUUCAAGAGUGAACAAGAAAAAAAAAAUCAAAAGAUAAGGAGAGCAAAUUGCUUCUUCAUCUUCGCUUUCUAUACACAGCUCUCCACAACAUCUGCUUGUAGAAAACCAGAUAGUGAAUCCGAAAACAUUAUGAGUUUCGACAAGUCCCUUCAAGAACUCAGAGACCUGCGUUCACAGCUGCAUUAUGCAGCAGAUUACUGCGAAUCAACAUUCUUGAAUGUUGAAGAGAAGAAACUGACUGUGGAGAACACAAAAGAGUACAUACGCAGAGCUGUGGUUUCUGUUGUUGAUCAUCUGGGAUGCAUCUCUGCUAAUCUCAAUCACAUCAUUUCUAAGAACAAUGAAUUUUCUGAGGCUGAACUUAGAAUUAAUACCUUAAAGCAACUAAUUUUCUUGCAGAGACUUCUUUCGUGUGAACAAUAUGCUCACAAGCUUGCUCUAACAAGAGUAAGAUGGAAGUCAAACUGGCCAAAAUUUCACCGCCGCUACUUAUCAACUCCAAUCACAAAUGUUGAGAUUGACAAGUCAAAUGGAGAUGAAAGGAACCUCAUUAAUUGUCCAGAUUCUCCAAUUACCAAAGAUAAACAUGGAUUUAAAGCAGAGGACUUGCCACUUCACUUGUACAAAUGCGCACUGCCUGUUCGUGAUGGCCUCUCAGUACUGUCUAAAGGUCCAAUUCCCACUUUUCAUUUUCAGGAAAUUUCUCAGAAGCAUGGACGUUAUAGAUUGUUCAGACAAUCAGCAAACAGUAGCGGCGAAAUCUCCUCGCUAAUUCGACGAAUUAAACGAACAACAUGAAUUAUUUGGAAAAUUCCAUGUAUUUCUCUUGCUUUUUAUUGAAAAGAUGAUAAAAGCUUUAACACUGUAGUUGUUUGCGUUCAAGGAUCAAUAGGGUCCCCAAGAGCAAUUACGAUGAUACCAUUUGGAUGUGGAAUUAGUUUAUUGUUGCUUUUUCUA